Molecule: messenger RNA, 441 nt
Organism: Puccinia triticina
Lineage: Eukaryota; Fungi; Basidiomycota; Pucciniomycetes; Pucciniales; Pucciniaceae
Exons: 2
Coding region: 1-441 (146 amino acids)
Source: RefSeq, a predicted model, not a curated record
AUGAGGUUUCACGCCCCUUUGCACGCUCACAGACCGGUCUCACAUCCCAUCUUCGGCCCUACAAUACAUCGACCGACUCAUAUGAUACCCACAGUCUUUCAAACUAAACAACCCAUACCAUCCAAACUAAUUCCUGCCGAUCAAAUCAAACUGCCACCUUCAUCAUCAUCAUCAACAAUACCACCGAAAAAACUAGCGAAGACUAAGAUUAGCACUAAGAUUAUUCGUGGAAUUUUGGAUUCUGUGCAGAACGAGGUGUCCGCUUCACGUCGUCCAAACCAAUCGAUUCUAGCUUCGCCAAUCUGGCCACAAAAUUUACGUGUAGAGGAUGAUUGGAAAGGUCGCGGUAAAUGGGGCGAAAGUAGACCUGAUCACCUCGAAUGGCUGGGUGUUCAAAAGAAACACAAAGACCUGAUGCUCAGUCUUCGCGCCGAACGAUGA